This is a messenger RNA of Lipotes vexillifer (Yangtze River dolphin), 1410 nucleotides long. It is a transcript of the gene GPR142, whose product is annotated as G protein-coupled receptor 142. Gene Ontology annotation, cellular component: plasma membrane. Lineage: Eukaryota; Metazoa; Chordata; Mammalia; Artiodactyla; Lipotidae. The transcript is spliced from 6 exons. The record is from RefSeq and is a predicted model, not a curated record. Gene Ontology annotation, biological process: G protein-coupled receptor signaling pathway. Gene Ontology annotation, molecular function: G protein-coupled receptor activity. Bases 1 to 1410 code for a protein of 469 amino acids.
AUGGCUGGGGAGCCACGCCGGGCUGUCCCGCCGUGGCACACCUGCCUCCCUGCCUCCAUCCUGCUGUCCCCCGACUGGAGGGCCUUCCGCAUCCGAGUGCUGUCCGCCUGGCCCACUUCCUCUCCCCGUAAAGCCCGAGCUCACAGUGGCCUCGUGCUGCCUGAGCCCCUGCUCUUCCGGAGAGCAGAUGAGUUUGACUGCCAGACUGAGGCCGGGCGGGUUCCCAGAGUGCCCUGGAGCACGAGGCAGCCCAACCAGAGAACUGAUGCUAUCCCCGCCCCAAGGCUCAGCACCGCUGGAAUAAGCCUGGGGCAAACAACCGCUCGGAGAGCUGGCGAUGAUGAGAGCGAGCUGCUGGGACCACCAGAAAAAGCCACAGGUGGCCAGCUACAGGUGACGCCAAUGCUCACACCCAAUGGCAGUGGGCUAAGCCAGGAGUUUGAAGGCCAUUGGCCGGAGAUCCCAGAGAGGUCCCCGUGUGUGGCCGGGGUCAUCCCUGUCAUCUACUACAGCGUCCUGCUGGGCCUGGGGCUGCCUGUCAACCUCCUGACCACCGUGGCCCUGGCCCGCCUCGCCGCCAGGACCAGGAAGCCCUCCUACUACUACCUUCUGGCGCUCACAGCCUCGGAUGUCAUCACCCAGGUAGUCAUCGUGUUCGUGGGCUUCCUCCUACAGGGAGCAGUGCUGGCCCGAAAGGUGCCCCAGGCUGUGGUGCGCGCGGCUAACAUCCUGGAGUUUGCUGCCAACCACGCCUCAGUCUGGAUCGCCGUCCUGCUCACGGUCGACCGGUACAGCGCCCUGUGCCACCCCCUGCACCAUCGGGCCACCUCAUCCCCAGGCCGGACCCGUCGGGCCAUCGCUGCUGUCCUUGGUGCUGCCCUGCUGACUGGCAUCCCCUUCUACUGGUGGAUGGACGUGUGGAGGGACGAGGACCCCCCCAGCACACUGGACAAGGUCCUCAAGUGGGCUCACUGCCUCAUCGUCUAUUUCAUCCCUUGUGGCGUUUUCCUGGUCGCCAACUCGGCCAUUGUCUGCCAUCUACAGAGAAGGGGCCAGAGUGGGCCUCGGCCCCGGGUGGGCAAGAGCACGGCCAUCCUCCUGGGUGUCACCACGCUCUUUGCCCUCCUUUGGGCACCCCGCAUCUUUGUCAUGCUCUACCACCUGUACGUGGCCCCCGUCUACCGGGACUGGAGGGUCCACCUGGCCUUGGAUGUGGCCAACAUGGCGGCCAUGCUCAACACAGCAGUCAACUUUGGGCUCUACUCCUUUGUGAGCAAGACCUUCCGGGCCACUGUCCAGGAGGUCGUCCAUGACGCCCACCUGCCCUGCACCCCGGGGUCACAGCCAGCGGGCGUGGUGGCGGAACCUGUGCUGAAGCCUGCAGGACUCCUCGAAGGGGCAGAACUGUAG